GAAGAAUGUUGCGCGGAUAAUGGAAAUGGACAAUAAUAACCCCAUGUGCUGUGACAGCCCCAGAGAGCAGAGCGCAUUAUUCUUCUUAUUUCUGAAUGGAGGGUCCAACUGAAAACGUGCGGUGUAAGUGCUGGUGGGACUGGACGCGUUUCAGGCUGGGGAUCAUUGGUCAGUGAUGGAGCACAGGGUGAGGUAGCGCAUACCUUGUGUUUGUGUAAAUAGGGUUGUGCUGAACGGCGCCAUCACAGCUUUUAGAUCACAGACGCGUCGUCGUGACGAUCAGCCUUAAUGCCGUAAGCAAGCUUUUUUGCACACAGGGCAUAGCAACCAUUUUUUUCCUCCCCUUGACAGUGGAUGUGCUAUAAAACUGUAAAGGAUCCAGUGUGCACGCUGCUUUCUCUCCGCGCAGGAGACGCGUAAUGCGUGCGCGCUUGCCGAACGCAUCCUCGAAGCCCACCUGUACCUGUACCUGUACCUGUGUAUAGCGGGCAGCAUUCAUGUCUGAUCUGUCGCUGUAUCCGACUAACAUACUGUUAGGAUAGAGGUGGAGGGAGGGAAGGUGCAGGGAGGAGGGAGCGCAUAUCUGCGCCUUAACGCUCUCGUAACUCAAUCCUGUUGAACCGCUGGUAACGAGCAGUUUACACGCCUCCGAGCUGGCAAUAAAAGUGUCCACAGGUUUAAACCUGUGUCUAACAGCUUCUAAGAAAUGGUGGGUUCAGGAAGCUUAGUUCUUAGCUCUUUAGGCAUUUAUGAGAUGUCACUUCAUCACAUCCCAAACUGAAGGAAGUCUCCAGGAAGAGAGCGCAAGGAAGGAUCCGUUACAUAAAGCACGUCGGGAAGCCAGAUUCCUGCAGCCAGUUCAUAGGAAGGAAGAGGAACAACGCUUCCAGAGCAGGAUAGUGCAGAAGGGCGCAGUGAGACAUGAGGAAACUGGAGAGUGAGGAGAACUUGCCCCUCAUCGCUUUCAUUGGACGGCAAGACGAGGACCACACACUGUUUUUGCGGUGGGUUCCAGCUCAGCUGUGAGAAAAAGAACAGGAGUGUAAAAGCCAUAGAGGAGCCCAGUGAGUGCUGUAGCUUCUACUUCUUCUAAUGGACCAGUGGCAGGGGGAGCUAUGCCAGAGCUCAGGCCUUUUCCCCCCACCACGUCUGCUCCAUGCUGAAGCUCCCAGCUGAGUCCUGGAGAGCUGAAGGAGAGUGAGGAAGCCCCAUGCAGGCACGAAAGAAGUAUGUGCUUCUGGGUCUGUGUACAUGCUGCUGGCUGCUGCUCUUCUACUGGGGUGGCCUACAUGAAAGGUUCCUAGGACUGGUGACACACCGGAGGGUCGAAGUGCUGCGCCCAUGGCCUGACUGGCUGGACCGUGUCCUUUUACCAGCGUACGCCAGCCAUGCAGAGCUGCAGAAUGGAGCAGGACCUGGUGAAUCCCCCACGCUGCGACGCCAGGCAUGGAACGGCAUCUAUAAGGACAGCCGGUGUCGAAUGGAGACAUGCUUUGACUUCAGUCGCUGCCGUGGACACGAUGGUUUUCGCGUGUAUGUAUAUCCACCUGAGAAGGGCGAUCAUGUGUCAGAGAGCUACCGCAAAAUCCUGGCCUCGGUGGCCGAGUCCCGGUACUACACAUCAGACCCACGUGAGGCCUGCCUGUUUGUACUGGGCAUUGACACACUGGACCGUGACCAGCUAUCGACACAGUUUGUCCCCAACGUCGACGAGCGAAUCCGUGGCUACCCUCUCUGGAAUGACGGACGCAACCACGUGGUCUUCAAUCUGUACUCAGGCACAUGGCCGAACUACACGGAGGACCUGGGUUUUAACAUAGGCCAGGCCAUCUUGGCUAAGGCUAGCCUGAACACAGAGCACUUCCGGGCUGGCUUUGACGUUUCCAUUCCUUUAUUCUCGAAAGAGCAUCCACAGAAGGGCGGCGAGCGCGGGUGGUUACUGCGGAACACUGUGCCGCCAAAGCGGAAAUAUUUACUCAUGUUUAAAGGGAAACGCUACCUAACGGGUAUUGGCUCUGACACAAGGAACGCACUGCAUCAUAUCCAUAACGGCAAAGACAUCAUAUCCUUAACGACUUGCCGUCAUGGCAAAGACUGGGAAAAGCACAAGGAUGCUCGCUGUGACCAUGACAACCAGGAAUACGAGAGGUUUGACUAUCAGGAGCUGCUCCACAACUCCACCUUCUGCCUGGUUCCUCGUGGGAGACGCUUGGGAUCCUUUCGUUUUCUUGAGUCCUUGCAGGCGGCCUGUAUCCCAGUGUUGCUCAGCAACGGUUGGGAGUUGCCCUUCUCUGAUGUCAUCCAGUGGAACCAGGCAGUUAUCGAGGGAGAUGAGAGGUUGCUGCUUCAGGUGCCUUCUACAGUGAGGGCAGUGGGCAUUGCCCGGGUGCUGGCUCUGAGACAACGUACCCAGAUGCUUUGGGAGGCCUACUUCUCCUCAGUGGACAAGAUAGUUCUCACCACUUUAGAGAUUAUCAAGGACAGAGUAUAUGGCCAUAUCUCAAGGAAUAAGUUCAUGUGGAAUUCUCUGCCAGGGGGACUUCUGGUGCUACCUGAAUACUCAAUCCACCUGGCCCAUUACCCUUUCUACUAUCUGAACCUUGGAGUCAUGCCUGGCCAGGAAUUUACUGCUGUCAUCCAUGCCACAUCCCCACUGGUUUCCCAGUCUCAGCCAAUUAUGAAACUCCUGCAGGUGGUGUCCAAGUCAAAAUACUGCUCACAGAUCAUCAUCUUGUGGAACAGUGAGAAGCCACCCCCUCACCGGAGCAAGUGGCCACCCAUGCCAGUGCCCCUUGUUGUCACAGAUGGCAGAAGGAAAACAAGCAGCCGUUUCCUGCCGCAUGUCGCGAUUGAGACUGAAGCGGUGCUCAGCCUAGAUGAAGAUUCAGUGCUACUGACUAGUGAGGUCAACUUUGCCUUCCACGUUUGGCGGAGUUUCCCUGAGAGAAUUGUUGGAUAUCCGCCCAGAAGUCAUUUCUGGGACCCGGUGAAGAAAAUUUGGGGCUACACCUCCAAAUGGACUAAUGAAUACUCAAUUGUGCUGACUGGAGCAGCUUUCUAUCACAGGUAUUAUCAUUACCUGUUCUCUCAUUAUCUGCCGCCUUCAUUACGGGCAUUAGUGGACCGCAGCUCAAACUGUGAAGACAUCCUGAUGAACUUUCUAGUGUCAUCUGUGACUCACCUGUCACCCAUUAAAGUGGCUCAGAGGAAGCAGUAUAAAGAGAUGCCUAGUCCACAGAGCACCAACAUGGCCCCCUGGGCAAACCCUGAGCACUUUACCCAGAGACAAGAGUGUAUAAACACCUUUGCAAGCUGGUUCGGCUAUAUGCCCCUGGUGCACUCGCAGCUUCGUCUGGACCCUGUUCUUUUCAAGGACCACGUGUCUGUCUUGCGCAAGAAGUACAAGGACCUUGAGCGUGCUUGAGCAACACAGAGAUUGCAAGCAUUGGCUUUCAGAGUCACCUCAGCCUUGCUCAUAAACGAAUAAACUCUGCAGACUGAAAGUGUUAACCUUGAGCCUUGGUGGUGUUAAACCGAGAAAGACCGCUUCCAACCUACUGAAUUCUGACAGGAUCUUGACAGAAAGCUCAGAAGAAGAAAAAAAAAACUUCCAUGCUAUCAGAUUGCACUGGCUGCCGUUUCACUUCUGGUUUGACGUUAGCACCUAGUGAGAGGCUAAUAGUGCAAUGGACUAACACCUUACCGUGUGGUUGUGGAGUCAGUCACAUGGUAACUUGACUCAAUACAUGAAGCUGUAUGUACAUGACCAAUAAAACAUUUCUGAAAUGCAACAUGUUCUGAACAUUAA
This is a messenger RNA of Tachysurus fulvidraco (yellow catfish), 3808 nucleotides long. It is a transcript of the gene ext1c, whose product is annotated as exostoses (multiple) 1c. Lineage: Eukaryota; Metazoa; Chordata; Actinopteri; Siluriformes; Bagridae. The record is from RefSeq and is a predicted model, not a curated record. Gene Ontology annotation, molecular function: glycosyltransferase activity. Gene Ontology annotation, cellular component: membrane. The transcript is spliced from 12 exons. The coding region runs from base 1211 to 3424 and encodes 737 amino acids.